This is a messenger RNA of Pieris macdunnoughi, 702 nucleotides long. NCBI's taxonomy places the organism in Eukaryota, Metazoa, Arthropoda, Insecta, Lepidoptera, Pieridae. The record is from the annotation of a GenBank genome assembly.
AUGUUGAAGUUAUUACGACAUUUCUGCAAUAUGAAGCCACCGACUAAUGCCGCUCUCCUGCACGAUGUUGACAUUCCAACCAAGAAAGCAACUUUUGGAAUGGGUUGUUUCUGGUCAAAUGACUCCCUUUUUGGAGUCACACCAGGCGUCAUCCGUACCAGAGUCGGCUACUCCGGUGGUACCACGAAAAAUCCUCAUUACAGAAACUUAGGUGAUCAUACAGAAGUUAUAGAACUGGACUACGACCCAAAGACCAUCACUUAUGAAGAUCUGCUUAAGAUGUUUUGGGCGAACCAUGAAUAUGGACUUACCAAAAAAUUGAAGAGACAGUACCAAUCCCUAAUAUUAUACCACGAGGAGAAACAGCAAGUCGCGGCGGAGUCCUCAUACAAAGUUAUGCAAAAUCAGUGCAACGGGCAGCUUCGGACAGAGAUUGCACCAGCGGGUCCCUUCUACCCAGCUGAAGAUUACCACCAGAAAUACAGAUUGCAAGGUCACAAAGAUUUGUGUCGCAGCCUUGGUCUGGAUUCUAAGAAACUACAAACGUCACACGUAGCGGCCAGACUGAACGGCUAUUUGGUGGGAAUUGGCGGGAAAACGCAAUUUGAACAAGACAUAAUCCGAUUGGGUUUGAACGAGAAACAAGCGGAAUAUGUGCGACGAGAGUUCGAGAGAAACGAAGGAGGCGGUCUAGCUUGUUAA